UCAUUUGUCAAUAGUUGAGGAUUCCAAUAUUCCUCCAUGCAUGUAAACUUUCCAAUUUGGUUUUGUUUUUGUUAAAUAUUUCAGCAAUUUUAAGUGAAAUCUUUAACGUCAAAGCAUGGCAGCUGAACUAGACGUUUCCCGUCCAAAUAUACGAAUCCAAAUAGCCAACGACGCUACCAAAGAUAUGGAGGAAGCGAUGGAAGUUGACCCGGAGGUAAAAGAAAAUGAGGAGGGCGAAAUAAGCGACGAUAACAUGGAGGAGGAAGCUGUUCAAGAAGCGAAUAAUAAAAUCCCCACUAUAAAGCCAACAUUCACAACAGGAAUCAACAUAUUUGACAAAAAAGAACAGGAAAAACUCCAGGAGCGAGCAAGAAGAUUCGCCCUAAAACCAGAUGAAAUCAAUAGUUUUACAGAUGAAAACCUGGAAGAACUUCGUGAUAGUUUGGGUAUCAACCCAACCAAUGAAAGUGAAGUAAAAUUUGAGACAAUACAUUUAUUGGGGCUAGGCAGUAUGACUCCCGAAGAUAUUGUAGAUUAUUUCUCCAAUUAUGCGCCCGAGGGUAUAGAGUAUCUUGACCAUGACAGUUGUAAUGUUGUGUGGCUGGAUAAUUUAUCAGCCGCUAGGGCUUUGCAUUAUAAAUCAAGGGUCGUUAGGGGUAUGCCGGCAAGAGAACCUAAAGAUACAUUCCCUAAGGAGUUUUUGGAUGAUGUAGAAGAACCCACUGUGGAUAAUGGUGAGAGUAUCCUAAUAAAAAACAAAAACCGAGAAAUAGAGCUUCAAAAUGAAAUAGGAGAAGUUAUUCAGCCAAAAAAGAAAACAUAUCCUAAAAAUUCAGUGGAUAUCUCUGAAAUAACUGUGAGAAUUCCCCCGGGUUAUUGGCGAUUAGGCCUGGAGCACCCUAAAACAAAGUGUCUUCUUAUGAGAUAUGGCAAAGUAACAGACAAAAUUCCCUAUAAAUCAGAAAAGUAUUCCAGAUAUUUUAAAAAAGUGCCAAACAAAACGGGCAUUUCUGAAUCUAAAAAACAAGAGCUCAGGGGCAUAUUCGAGAGAAACAAAGAGUUGGAUAGCAAAAAUCCUUGGGGUUCCUUGGCUCGGAACUGGGAAAGAGACGCGAAGUUCAGAGAGAGAGAGCCGAUAAUGUAUAAUGAAAAGAGCGAAGAUGAGGUGGAAAUUGUUGCAGUUAAGAACCCAAAGCUGCAGGCCAGGCUAGGAAAGAAAAAAGUGACGUUACCCAGUCAAGAAGAAACUUUAGAUGAUGAACUAGAAGUAAGCAACGUCCGACUUCAAACAGAAAGAAAUGAUGUACCAGAGAAGAAGAAAGCAAAAGUGCCCAGAAUGAAAAUGUACGCGGACGAGGAAGAAGAGAACCAGAAAAGACGAAAAAUCUUAAUGAAAAUCAAAAAGCAAACCGAGGAAAUCGAGAAGAAAAACAGCCACAUGGAUCUGAGAAACAUGCUGGGGCCCUCAAACCGGCUAUUGCUAAAAAAAGACGAACCGGUGCCAGCCAUAGACUUGACGAAACAAGCCGAUUUAGGUGCAAAACUGAAAAACCGAAGUCAAAGGAUGUUAUUCGCCGUGGAGCGGGAACACGAAGAAAUCCCCCAUUACGACAUAAGACACUCGCGGGACGUCCGCAGGGAAAUAAUGUUUAAAUCGGACAGAAUCAGACACGUCAUCAACAGGGACAGAUCGAGAUCUCCAAUAAAACACAGAUCGGUCCUUUUAAGGCACAGGGAUGAACUGGAGAGCAGACACGAGCGAGAAAGAGAACGAAGACAAGCCCGUAGAAGAUCAUUAGAAAGAACUUUGCAUAGCGAUCGAAUGUACUCGAGCAGACGAAGAAGCCACUCGGCAGACGUGAAACCGAGGAGUAAAGUGGCGGUGGUGGUGCCGAGAAGACCGGCGGUUGCCUCGACGAUUUGGUCGAAAGUCAAACGGUCCGAGUCGAGCCAAAGUGAUUCGAGCGAAUCGGAAUCAGAGUCGGAGAGCAGUAGUAGUAGCAGCAGCAGUAGCAGCGACAGCGAGUCAGGCUCGGAGAGCAGCUCGUCGAAGAGUUCGGAGAGGAGGAUAAGGGCGAGGAACCCCGACAGGCCCGGGUUCGAUAAAAGUAGGUUAAGCGCAAAGGUGGAUCAUAAAAGUCCGUUGAAAAUCACGACGAAGAACGAGCAUUUUAAGCAGAAAAAGUCGAGGAGAGCUUAAAUGAAUUCUUUUUUUUAGCUUUAUGAAAUGCUUAGAAAUUAUGGACAUUGUUUCAAGAUCGUAUUUUGUGAAUUACUUUAUUUUUACGAUAUAUACAAGAAAAGUGUUAUAGUAAGUUUAAAACAUGUCUUCUUUUUUUAUUGAUGAACUUUAUAACAAAAUUAAUAUAUAAUUUUGGAUUCUUCAA
Anthonomus grandis grandis is the source of this 2387-nucleotide messenger RNA. RefSeq names its product nuclear cap-binding protein subunit 3-like. Gene Ontology annotation, molecular function: RNA 7-methylguanosine cap binding; mRNA binding. Bases 116 to 2200 code for a protein of 694 amino acids. Gene Ontology annotation, cellular component: cytosol; nucleus. The record is from RefSeq and is a predicted model, not a curated record. Lineage: Eukaryota; Metazoa; Arthropoda; Insecta; Coleoptera; Curculionidae. The transcript is spliced from 2 exons.